Melospiza melodia melodia is the source of this 2225-nucleotide messenger RNA. RefSeq names its product lipase member M-like. The record is from RefSeq and is a predicted model, not a curated record. The coding region runs from base 230 to 1426 and encodes 398 amino acids. The transcript is spliced from 11 exons. NCBI's taxonomy places the organism in Eukaryota, Metazoa, Chordata, Aves, Passeriformes, Passerellidae. Gene Ontology annotation, molecular function: hydrolase activity, acting on ester bonds.
CGUGAACAGCAAGUGCCAGCGUGGCUGGGCUCUGACACAGCCUGGUCCUUUUAACUCUGGUGAUGACAGAGCCACUGGCACUGCCACCAGCAGCCUGGCCAGACGCGCCAGGGCUCUGCCUGAUUUGUGUCCUUUUGGAGCUGUCCCCAGCGAGGGAAAAGCAUCACUCGAUUUUUUUUUUUUUAAUUUUUGGUCUUAUCUCACAGCUUGGUGACACCACAGGCACGAGAUGUGGCUGCUCAUGGCAGUCCUGCUCCUCCUCCAAGCACCCACCAGCUCCGAAGGCGCCACCAAGCAGAAGAAGGCUCUGAACCCCGAGGCUCUCAUGAACGUUAGCCAAAUCAUCUGCCACAGAGGGUACCCCAGUGAGGAGUAUGAAGUGCUGACUGAUGAUGGCUACUACAUCCACCUGAACAGGAUUCCUCAUGGAAGAGAAAAGCCUAAGAACAGAGGGCCCAAGCCAGUGGUGUUUCUCCAGCACGGGAUAUUUGGAGAAGGCAGCCACUGGGUGGAAAACCUGGCCAACAACAGCCUUGGCUUCAUCCUAGCAGACUCUGGCUACGAUGUGUGGCUGGCAAACAGCCGAGGGACCAGCUGGUCCCGGAGACACCAGCACCUUUCAGCCGACCAGGUGGAAUUCUGGGAUUUCAGCUUCCAUGAGAUGGCAAUGCUCGACCUGCCGGCUGCCAUCGACUUUGUGCUGCAGAAAACGGGGCAGAAGCAGCUCCACUACGUUGGAUACUCCCAGGGCUGCUCAAUUGCGUUUAUUGCGUUUUCAUCCAUCCCCGAACUGGCUCAGAAAGUCAAAAUGUUUUUUGCCCUGGCUCCAGCAGUGUCACUGAAGCACAGCAGAAGUCCAUUCAUGAAGAUGCAGCUCCUUGUGGACAACAAGCUCCAGAUGAUUCCGCUGCUGCUGGGCAGGACGGACGCGUCGCUGCGCAUCAGGAGGCUGUGGCGCUUCCUGCCCGAGCUCUGCAGGCACACGCUGCUGCACAGGCCCUGUGCCAACCUCCUCUUCCUCCUGGGGGGCUACAACGAGAAGAACCUCAACAUGACACGGCUGGAUGUGUACACAUCCCACUAUCCAGAUGGCACCUCUGUCAAAAACAUCAUCCACUGGGCCCAGGUGAUAAAAUCCGGAGAAUUCAAAGCCUUUGACUACGGCAGCGAGAACCGCGCUCGGUACCACCAGGACACCCCGCCCCUGUACCCCCUGGAGGAGAUGCCGGUGCCCACAGCAGUGUGGUCGGGAGGGCAGGACUGGGCAGCAGACUGGAGGGACGUGCUGCAGCUGCUGCCCCGCAUCAGCCACCUCGUCACCUACACCCACAUCCCCGACUGGAACCACUGGGACUUUGUCUGGGGCCUGGACGCCCCCGGGCGCCUCUACAGCAGCAUGCUGAGCCUGAUGGAGGCCUCCCGGUAGAGCGGCGGCCCCCGGCGGCCUGGCCCCUGUCCCUCAGCUGAGACAGCCCCAGGAGGGGCUGGGACACUGCCUGCUGUCCCCUCCUUCCUGCUGGCCUGACACGCUUGUGGUGAUGGUGCUUUGGUUGUUGGGUCUCUCCUCCUUGCUUGGGAGGUCCUCAAGCUCCAGCUCUGGGGUCAGCCAAGGCACCGGAGCAGGCAGGAGCCGCCAGCCCUGCUGGAAGGGCCCCAACAUGAUGGUGCUGAGGCAGGGACACAUGGGGACCCUGCCAUGACCCCAGGGUGGAUUGUGGAUUAGAGCAGCCGGGCUGUGAGGAGCUGGGCCUGUGGGGGGACAGGCUGAGAGCAGCCCCCAAGCGUGGCACACAAAGGAAUGCAGGGGAUGCAUGAGGCCAAACCCUUCUUGGCAGCAGCAACCACAGGGCUCUGGCCCCAGAUUGCAGCCCAGGGGGUUCAGGUUGGAUUUGGAGAAUCCUUUUUCCCCAAGACAAGUCCUCAGGAAGUGGAAGGUCUCCAUCUGGGCCAAGCCAGGCAGCUGCCUGCGUUAUUUGGGCAGGGACUCAGUGGCCAAAGGUCCCCAGGAGUGGCUGCUUGGCUCAGCACCAAGGCACUGGGAAUGAUUAUCCCUCAUCCCUCAUUCCUGCUGACCCCAGAUGCCCUGGGCUGGGGUGCAGGGCUGGCAUCUCCCCGGGAAGCUGCUGCCAGGCUGAUGUCCCCAGCCUGUCCCACCCUGCUGCUUGCUGCAAACCGGGAGGUGGGAAAAAUCCCUCCUAAAUAAAUACUCAAAGGGGGUUUCAGGA